Messenger RNA from Trichoplusia ni (cabbage looper), 2359 nucleotides. Its product is annotated as sesquipedalian-1-like. Gene Ontology annotation, cellular component: recycling endosome; early endosome; trans-Golgi network. Gene Ontology annotation, biological process: endosome organization; receptor recycling; retrograde transport, endosome to Golgi. The coding region runs from base 319 to 1353 and encodes 344 amino acids. Lineage: Eukaryota; Metazoa; Arthropoda; Insecta; Lepidoptera; Noctuidae. The transcript has 4 exons. The record is from RefSeq and is a predicted model, not a curated record.
AUUUGGGCUGGUCAAAAAAUUAUAUUAUCUGUUUAAUAAUGGUAUGACAUUGCCUGUCACCCUAUCAAGUGACAGAAGGCAUUCUAGCAAGAUGUCAGUCAAUAUACGAGUGACAAUAAUUAAUUUCUAUUUCUAAUUCAUUGGCAAUUUGACAACAAUAUCUACGUAUUCCUUUUUUGGUUCGAAAUUGGUGUUAUUAUUAAUUAGCCCGAAAAUAUUUGCAAAAAUAUUGUUCGGUUUCUUAAGUAAAACUACUUUGUGAGUCAUUGUGUUAUAUUUAUGUUCCUUCUGUGGUUGUAAACACUUUUAUAUUUACAAAUGAAAUGCAAUAUUCGUGAACUUGCUCAACUGAGCGACCAGCCCUGUGUGAUAGAAGGAAGAUUAAAUUAUAAAAAGAUUUCGAAUGGCAGUUACCGCAAUCAGUCAGUUUUUAAGGAGAGGUGGUUUCGGCUGAUAAAUAAUUAUUUAUUUUAUUUUAAAAUAAGUGAGAUGGGUAAAUUUGACACAAAAAAUCCAGCUGGAUUAUUUGUUUUGGAGAAUUCUUCAAUACAGAUGGAACAUGGGCAGAGUAUACCAUUCUCAUUUUCAAUAUCAUUUAUAGAUGAACCCGAAAAACGCCAUGUGUUUGCUGCCCGAGCUGAGGAUAAUGUGGUACAGUGGGUCAUGAAGUUGAGGGAGAGCUCAUAUGAAUACUUACGUAAUAGACUUCAUGCUCUGCAGUCUAGAAUUUAUGCUAUAACAGGAAAGGAUCCUUUGCUGCUGGUACCAAGAAAUGAAGGAGCGUGUCUGUGGGCACCGGCAGUACCAUUCUCCACAGCCCCAGCAUGCACCGUGAACACCAGCUCAUUCAGUUGUCAUUUACAUACAAAUGGUGCAUUCACACUUGAACGAAGUAAAUCAGAUGUUCAAGCUCAUAGACAUUUCCGCGCUGAGUAUUCCAAAAAGGCUACAUUCUAUACAGACGACCACAAAUCAAGUUCCGGUAGUAAAGAGGGCUCCUCUAGUGAAGCUUUUUCUCUCGAAAGAAGUAAAACGUCAGCUGUUUUACCUGGCAGUAUGAAUCCAAUAGACACAUCUAUAUUUGACAAUCGACCUCCUUAUUCUCGGGCAGCGCCAAGUCCUCCAGUACGAACGAAGCUCUCCCCUAGCAGUCGCCGAGUUGAAGUGAAUCAAGAAGUUCGAUACUUUACCGAACAAGGCCGGCAUUUAGGCACGACAGGCAUUUUAGAUGAAGCCCCAGUACCUCCUAGGAGAAAAGUUUCCCCCAAAAACGUGGACGUACAAAACCCUACUAUUGAGAUUACUGAAAAUCAUUUCAGCCGUGAAGAACCUGAUGAUCUGAUAAAAUUUUAAUAAGUAGAUAUUUUAUAAAGUUUGGAAAAAACGAUGUCGAACCCACCUAUUAUUUAAAAUAUUUAAUUAUUUAGGUACUUGCCAAUAAUUAUAGAAAUUAUAUGAUUGAUAGAAAUCUAUUAAUCAUGUAUAAAAUUUUGUAAAAUGUGCUAAUAGAGUGUUCAGAACCAAUACUGAUCAAAACGAACACCUAACCUGCGCGAGGAUUAGGUACAUUUGUACAAAAUAUUCAGCGAUCAUAUUUGCUUUACUUUUUCUUUGCAACGUCUCGAGCUAUGCUUUAAUUUCACUAAUUUGAUCAUAUUAGUACCUAUAUUACUCAUUAUUAUAGUAACUGAUAAGAAUUCCGAUUUCAAAUCUUUAUUCUGAUAGUCAGACGAAGUAUAGAGUAACAAUAAUGUUGUAAGAAAAACAUCGAAACAUUUGCUUUUAAAUAGAUGUUAUUUUUAUUUAUUUUAGAAAGUUUUAAGAAAGAAAUAAUUGUUUCGCGAAACCCAGUUUGUAUAAAGAAUUGUCGUCAGUACUGUGAUCACAACUAGGAUUUAAUUUGUUUUAAAAUGUUUGAAAUUUAAUAACCGUAUUUAAGAACAUCCCACAGCAAAAUGGCGCCCUUAUGUUUUGGCUGUCAAGUGCUGUUCUUGAAUACGGCCGUUUAUUUCAAAAAUCUUGAUGAUGUGUUGAUUUUUUAUAUUCGAUGGUUUGAAAUAUUGCUUCAUUGACGUAUUGAUUUCAAUUUUAUUAUUUCUGCUGAUAUUGAUAUGUAUUAUAAAAUCAAUGAAACCAAAUAUCCUCCUAGUUUUUUAGUCAGUGUAGCAUUUUUAGAAGUCAUUGUAAUUUUAAGGAUUUUUUACUUUUUGAAUGUCUUGUUUCAUAUAAAAAUGUUUCUAUUUUUAGAAGACUAUGCAAUAGUAUGAAAUAGAAGUGAACGAAAAUAAUAUUUUAAUAAACAAAUUUAAUGAUGUGGUGCUCAUUGCUUUUAAGCGUCAAUAAAAACAAUUUUAUAAUA